This is a messenger RNA of Hyalella azteca, 1682 nucleotides long. It is a transcript of the gene Brd7-9, whose product is annotated as bromodomain-containing protein 7. Gene Ontology annotation, cellular component: nucleus. Bases 120 to 1682 code for a protein of 520 amino acids. The record is from RefSeq and is a predicted model, not a curated record. The transcript is spliced from 14 exons. Lineage: Eukaryota; Metazoa; Arthropoda; Malacostraca; Amphipoda; Hyalellidae. Gene Ontology annotation, biological process: regulation of transcription by RNA polymerase II.
UCCAGGUCUUUGUAGAUGAUCAGUAAAAGAAGUUGGCUUAAAGAUUGUUCUUGGCAUCCCAGUAGAAGGCUGAUACUAGCUAUAAUUUAUGGUGAAGCAUCUCAUAACUGAAGGCGGUCAUGGAGAAAGGUCCUUUAAAACUGAAAUUGAAGCUUGGCUCAACCCCUGAGCCUCCAGCCAUGGAAAUUGAUUCCUACAAUGCUGAUGAUGAUCUUGUGUCCGGUGAAGAUGGGCUCCAGAGUCUUAGUGCAGGAGCUGAGGAUACUGGCAGAGAAAGACACAAGAAGUCCAAGAAGAAAAAGAAGAAGAAGGAAAGAGAGAAAGACCGCUCUCACAAACACAAGAGAGAUCGAUCACAAAUAGAUGCAAAUGCUGAUGCUGAUGAGCCAAGCUACAAGAAAAUUAGAGAAGCCAGUCAAAUACCAGCCGCGCCCGCUGCAUCUUCAACUGCUGUAGCUGCUGCCUUUAAGGAGUUAUUGACUCAUCUCCUGAAGCAACUUGAGAAAAAGGAUAUAAACCAGUUCUUCCUGGAGCCCGUAACUGACCUCAUAGCACCCGGCUACUCCUCCAUCAUAACUGAGCCCAUGUGCUUCUACACCAUGAGGGAGAAGAUUGCUCAAGGUGCUUACUCCUCCCUCACUGAAUAUGAGGAUGAUGUGAAGCUCAUUGUGGCCAACUGCCUGAAAUAUAACGGACCAGAUACCGUCUACUACAGUGCGGGCAAGAAACUGCUGGCAGCUGCGCAGUCUGUUCUCAGUAAAGACAGGCUUCUUGCCCUCAAGAAAGACAUGCCGUCCAUUGCCAUCUUGCCUCAUGAAGUUAUUGGGGUCCACUUGGAGAGCCCUAAUGAGGCAGCUGACAGCGGGGCUGACGAUCGCACUGACUCCCCCAACAGCCAGGACAGCAGGUCUGAGGGAGAUGAGGAGGAAGACGGGGACGAGGGUGACGGUACCGAAGACUCUGAGACGGAGGCUGUCCACGUGGCUGAUGUUGCGACCAAAGCCGCCCGCGCCGCUGCUCUGGCCCUGCACAAGAACAAGCCCACCUCCACUAUGGGCUAUCUAAAGCCUCGCCCAGACGGCACUGUCGGCCUCACAUUCCUGAGCGGCUGCAGCGGUAGCGCUGGUGGCGGUAGCGGAGGUGGCGGUAGCGGAGGAUCUGCUCAGCAACCUGACAGCAAGCCCCUGAACCUGGGCCUGGUUCUUGGCAAGCUCACUUCUGGAUCAUCUACUCUACACAACUACCAUGACGAUAAGCGUACAAUGGCUAAACCUGUGAAGCCGAUCCAUUAUGGGUCGUACUCGUCGUUCUGCCCGAGCUAUGACUCGACCUUCUCUAACUUGAGCAAAGAAGAGAGCGACUUAGUGCGAGCUACGUACGGCAACGAGACGGCCGUGCAGUAUGCCGAGAGCAUCUGCGAGUUCUCCCGAGACUGCAGCAUGGCGACGACUCUGGUCGAUCAGCUCCUCAACCUGCUGACGUCAGGACAGCACAGUCGCACCCGCGCCACUAUUGCUGCUCACCAACAACAGCAACAACAACAACAACUGCACAUGAAGGACGCUUCACAGUCAUGCGACGACAGCAAGAAAGCAGCAGAUGUCGCUGACAUCAGCAACUUACGCUCCCUCAGCUCCCUGGGCAUUGAUGUCAGCUUCCUUGACAGCUUUGAGCAACUAUAA